CCCCUCAUUGGCUCCUCUGCACUGUCUGGAGUAAGUUGGAUGUGCGCUCUCCUCACUCGCAUCCCGAAACCAUCUCAAAAGCAGUUGCGAUGGGGAGGAUCAGGAAAAACCACUUUGGGAUUUUGACUUUCUCCUUACUAGUGACUUUCGUCUGGGCUCAGAGCGUCAAGGAUAUCAAAGAUCCGAGCAAUAUGCCUCUGGUAAAGGAAACAGUUGACAGACUGAUGAAAGGAUACGACAUUCGGUUGAGGCCAGAUUUCGGAGGUGCGCCCGUGGCCGUGGGGAUGAACAUAGACAUAGCCAGCAUAGACAUGGUCUCCGAAGUCAAUAUGGACUACACCCUCACCAUGUACUUCCAACAAGCGUGGCGGGACAAGCGUCUGUCCUACUCGGAGAUCGCCUACAACCUGACCCUGGACAACCGAGUGGCCGAUCAGCUGUGGGUCCCCGACACCUACUUCCUCAACGACAAGAAGUCCUUCGUUCACGGCGUCACCGUCAAGAACAGGAUGAUCCGUCUCCACCCGGAUGGAACAGUGCUGUAUGGGCUCAGGAUCACCACCACUGCAGCCUGCAUGAUGGACCUGCGCCGCUACCCUCUGGAUGAGCAGAACUGCACCCUGGAGAUUGAAAGCUAUGGAUACACCACAGACGAUAUAGAGUUCUAUUGGCGAGGUGGCGAUGGUGCCGUUUCGGGAGUGGACAGAAUAGAGCUACCUCAGUUUUCUAUUGUGGACUAUAAACUCAUCUCCAAGAACGUGGUCUUCUCUACAGGUUCCUACCCCCGCCUGUCCCUCAGCUUCAAACUAAAGAGGAACAUUGGCUACUUCAUCCUGCAGACAUACAUGCCUUCCAUCCUGAUUACCAUCCUCUCCUGGGUCUCCUUCUGGAUCAACUACGACGCCUCGGCUGCCAGAGUGGCCUUGGGGAUCACCACGGUGCUGACCAUGACCACCAUCAACACCCACUUGCGAGAGACGCUGCCUAAGAUCCCCUACGUCAAGGCUAUAGACAUGUACCUAAUGGGCUGCUUUGUCUUUGUGUUCCUGGCCCUGUUGGAGUACGCCUUCGUCAACUACAUCUUCUUCGGCCAGGGCCCCCAGCGGCAGAAGAAGGCGGCUGAGAAAGCAGCCACAGCCAAUAACGAGAAGCUGAGGCCCGAUCCCAACAAGUGGCUGGUGGGAAAUGUAGUUCAGAGAGAUGAUGCUCUGUAUGCCAGAAUGAAACAGAGGGAAAUUGACGCAUAUGACUCGAUGUGGGAUCCCAUCUUUGUGGACGAUGCCGCAUUAGGACUAGGCGAGCAAAGAAAUAAGAUGACCCCCGACGACAACAUCCUGUUCAGCACCCUGGAGAUGAAGAACGAGAUGGGCGGUGCCGGGGACCUCUCCCGGGGCCUGGGAGCACCCGGAGACCCCCGCAACACCAUGCUGGCGUACGAUAGCUCCACGCUGCAGUACCGCAGAGCGGCCAUGGCUCGCCAGAACUAUGGCCACAGCGCCUUGGAGCGCCACGCCCAGAAGAAGUCGCGCCUACGGAGACGGGCCUCGCAGCUCAAGGUCAACAUCCCAGACCUGUCCGACGUGAACUCUAUCGAUAAGUGGUCCAGGAUGAUCUUCCCCACUGUCUUCUCCUUCUUCAACGUGGUCUACUGGCUCUACUACGUCCAUUAAACCUGGCAGCGUCCGGUGGCCGGCUUCUGGCAAGCAGGCAUGGGGGGGGGUGGGGAGGGGUGGAGGAGGAGGAGGAGGCGGCGGAGGGUGGAUGAGAGAAACCGAGAAAGAGGGAUGACGCGUGAGAGAGAUCGAGACAUGAACAGUGCACCAACUUUUUUUAGCUGGUUCAUUUUAGAAAAUGUGGGAAGUUUGCAAGGACUUGUGGAUGGAUCGCCCAACACUUCAGUCAGCAGUGACUCUUUUAGGAUUUGGGAAACACCUUAAAAAGACUUACAAACACUCGAAAAAGAAGAGCGAGGAGCAAAAAGACAGAAAUGGUGCCUGUUCCAGAAUUUCAGUAUAUCACUAAUAUUUGUCAUUCGUAGCUUACUCUCUGUGGAUCAAAUAUUUAUGCUUGUGUUUGAAUAUACUUUAAGGAUUUGUUUUGUUUAGUAUCUAUUUACUUCGUAGCCGAGCAGUCUGCAUCCAGGAAAGCUUUAUAAAUGAUUUAAAAAGAGUCAUCCUUGAUAGUCUAUUUUCCUAUAAUUACUGUAUAUCAAAAACAUCCUUUAAAGCAUGCUUAUGUUUGAUUUUAUUUGCAUCUCAGCCAUGUUGAUGAUGGAGUGCAAAGCUUUUUAGUUCUACUAAUCGAGGUUAGUCUGUCAGUUGCUACUUUGCAGCUUCGGCUCAGCUCUGACCCGUCUUGGCGGGCGGUUUGAGCAUCUCUGGAUGUGACGGUGUCGAUGCUAAACACGAAAAAAUCUUCCACAGUUGCUGAAGGUCUCUGUAUCGUGCGGAGGAGACUGAUGGACACUGACGCUUUGGCCAAGUCUAGGUUCUGCUUUUUGCUGUGCUGAAAAUCCGAUCCAUCUCACCACAUGUUAUUUUUUUAGCGAGAACUUGUGACUCCUCUUGUAUUUUCUGCCAUCGCGUGCAGAGCUUCGGGAGAUGGACGGGGAGCGGCUUCGAAAGCUGGCGCGAGGACUUUGCUGAUGGACAGGCUGAGUUUCAUUGCAACCAAAGUUGCUGCAUAAAUAUGGCAAUCCACAAUCAUCGUUACCAGUAGAAUUGAAUGAUAGAAGUAUGAUGCGUUUCAUUGUGAUUAGGUUUCUGUUUCAAAAAAUAAACUGUAGAUAAACAUAAAUCAUGUUUAAAGAAAAGCAGAUGCUUCAUUUUUAUAAAACUAUACUCGCAUUAUUGUGUAAAUAUUAUGGAUUAAUUCUAUUUAAAUGGGUCUCUGUUGUUGUUUUUGCAGUUAAAUUACAGCUCAAAUGAUCCAUUCAGUCAGAAUAAUAAAAAAGCAAUUUAACUGAGAAAAAAAGAAAACACAGUUCACAACUUUGCUGACUCUGUACUUUUUGAACUUUUCUCUUGGUUCUUCUUUCUAAUGGACUCUCAAAGCAUCGACUUGCUGAAACUAAAGCACUUCCAGACACCAGUGACUCUUUGGUCAAGGUUUCGUUCUCCAGAAAUGACUUAACGAGGACCCCCACUAUCCAGGCAUUGAAGUCAGGCAUAUUUUGUACAAAGUUUCUGUAAAUUCCAAUUGUAAUAUUUCAUAAUGACUGUAAAUAUAUUGUGUAAUGAUUGUCAGCAAUUAUGAAGAUGUAUCUAAAUUCAAUUAAAACUUAAUUCAGUCUAUCACUUCAGUAACAGAAGACACAGGUGGCAGGUUUAUGUGUCUUGUAUGAUUGUGAGGCUGAUUACCGACUGUCAGGCUUAUGGCUGAUUGGGCGUCUGAAUGAGUGAGUGAACAAUUAAACCAGACGCAGGCAGCGAGGAGGCAAACGAGGGAAGCAAACGUAGGGGGGAACAGGGAGACGUGAAGGCUGCAGCUGGGGACCGUUGGCUGCAUAAUGGAUGAGGAGGCUGAGGAGUCGGAGUGAGAGGCUGCAGUGGCGGUUUUUGCGCAGAGACGGUCUCUGCCGGGGUCUGAGCGGGGCCUCGGCCUCGGGGGACAUUAUUGCAGAGAGCCACGGAUAUGAAGGCUCUCUGUGGAAUCAACUGUGGCCUCUUGGCUGCAGGGGCCAAAGCACCAGCUACGGAAAAAUAGGAAGAGAAAAGAAAGAGAGGAAUUCAUCCAUCCGUUCAUGCCUCCACCUCUCGCGCUGUGUUCUCUCACUCACUCAGCCAACUGCACUCAGCUGCACUCGCUUCCUGACCUGACCACUGUUACACCCCUUAAAUGGAUGCUUGUGAAUAUUUUAUUGUGCAAAAUACUGAAUAUUUAAUAUUUAAAAAAAAGGUUUUUGUUUUAGCAGGAGCUAAUGUGUAGAUAUGUUUGAACUAAGAGAAAUAAAAUGAACACAAUGUACCAAUGGAGGAUGCUGUAACAGAGGAAAUAUCUAAUGAGCAAUAUGAAUAAGAAAUAAAGAUAUGAGCAGGAAAUGAGAA
Molecule: messenger RNA, 4046 nt
Organism: Betta splendens (Siamese fighting fish)
Lineage: Eukaryota; Metazoa; Chordata; Actinopteri; Anabantiformes; Osphronemidae
Gene: gabrb2a
Product: gamma-aminobutyric acid type A receptor subunit beta2a
Exons: 10
Coding region: 90-1670 (526 amino acids)
Biological process (GO): nervous system process; signal transduction; monoatomic ion transmembrane transport
Cellular component (GO): GABA-A receptor complex; neuron projection; membrane
Molecular function (GO): GABA-A receptor activity; neurotransmitter receptor activity; extracellular ligand-gated monoatomic ion channel activity
Source: RefSeq, a predicted model, not a curated record